Molecule: messenger RNA, 724 nt
Organism: Oryza brachyantha (malo sina)
Lineage: Eukaryota; Viridiplantae; Streptophyta; Magnoliopsida; Poales; Poaceae
Exons: 1
Coding region: 51-482 (143 amino acids)
Source: RefSeq, a predicted model, not a curated record
GCUUCAUCGUCUUCCUCCUCGCGUCGCGUCGCGUGCUAGUCAGGUGGGAGAUGGUCUCCACGGUGUACAGGGAGGCGGCGAUGGCGGGGUCCGGCGGCGGCGGGGACGGGGAGCACUACUCGCGGCUGAUACGGGAGCUGUGCGCGCUGCUCGUCGCCGUCAUCGAUACCUCCCCCUCCGCCGCCGCGGCGCCGUCGUCGCAGCGUCGGGCGACGGGGCCAGGGUCUCCGGGGGUGUCCCCCGCGGCGGCGGCGUCGAUGCUGCUGGGCGCGUCGAUGGCGCUGAUGCUGUGCGGGUCCGUGACGUUCGCCAUCGGGUUCCUCCUCAUGCCCUGGGUCGCUGGCGUCGCGCUGCUGUUCGGCCUCGCCGCCGCCGUCUCCGCCCUCUCCGCCGGGGUCUUCGGCAAGUCGGCCGCCGCCGCGCGUGGUCGCGCCUCUUCUCCUCCGGCGACCUAUGCAUCGGAUAAACCACUAGUAGCUUAGGCAGAUUUAGCUUAGCCUGAAUCGAUUGAUUGGUGAUCCCAUGUUAAAAAAAACGCAUCUUUCUUUUCUGUCCUCUGAAUUCAUGAGACGCUGCUCGUUCAGAUCUGCAUCACGCGUCCAAAGGAUGCAAAGAAAGAAAAAGAAUCUUUCUUCCUCAAGGACGAACAAUUCCUGACAAAAACACCUCCAUGUAUGUACUUAUUAAUCAAUCACACACCACGUUUUGCUUGCUGAUCCCCAAA